Penicillium brevicompactum is the source of this 1272-nucleotide messenger RNA. RefSeq lists its product as uncharacterized. The coding region runs from base 1 to 1272 and encodes 423 amino acids. The record is from RefSeq and is a predicted model, not a curated record. NCBI's taxonomy places the organism in Eukaryota, Fungi, Ascomycota, Eurotiomycetes, Eurotiales, Aspergillaceae. The transcript is spliced from 2 exons.
AUGGCCAUGUAUGAACCAACUAUCGGCCUACACCGCUUGAGUCGUCACAGUCUCCAGGAUCGCUAUGAAUCCGACGAAGAGACGGUAUCUGAAUCCGAUGCUGGUCCCCAAGAUCUACUUUCCUCUCCAGUCGAAUCCAACCGCGGAACCUUCGACUCAGAUCUCAGUACCGAUGAAUCAUCGCAGAUGGACCCUGAGUCUGACCGUGAGGAGCGCCUCUUGUCGCCUCCGGUAACUAAACGACCCAGGCCCGUCUCCACGGACACCAUUAAGAGAAAUGGCAGCGCGGUCUUUGGCGAGGAGGCAUAUGUUUUCAACCCCGAGGACCAGAUGGUCCUAGAACUACCCUCGCCAGACUCUCCUCUCCAACUGGCAUCCAGCAUGUUCAUGCAACCAUCAAUCUAUGCCUCCCCAAAGCCUCGACUCGCCAAUCAUAGGUCUCGAUCUCCUUCUCCCUCAUCCAUCUUCUCCGUUGAGGAAGCAGACAUUCAAGUUGCCCAGAAGGUCACCUUUAUGGAACCUCGCACCCGUCCUACAGUCGUCCUAAUCAACGCCCUCGGCUCACGAAAGACCCCCAAGUCUCGUCCCAGCUCUCGCUCACGGGAAAGCAGCAGAACCCGCCCUGCAACCCUCAGAUCAGACAGCCGACUGAACCGUCCAGAGCUCCUCCCAUUCGAUGAAUCUCCUUCAGCAACAAUCAACCGAGUCUCCGACAUCCCCUCAGUUCCCUACCUCCGCACCCAAGAUCGUCGCCCCAGAACCUCAAGCUCAGACAUGUCCCCUCCACCCCUAACCAUCCGACGUGAAUCUCGCCGGCCCCCAUCAACACGCACCUCUAGCAGCACCAGUGCCCCUUACUCCGUCCCAACAACCCCCUUCUCCCCAGAAGACUCUACCCUGUCUACGAUCCACGAUCAUGAUCACGAAAGCCUACCUAGCCUUACUAGAACCAGCAGUCCUGUGUCCAUCGCUUCCGCAAAACGCUCAGCAAGCUACAGCGUCUCAAACAUCCUUUCCCAUCGCUCUCCUUUAAUGAUGCGUCGCAUGACGAGGAAACAUUCUUCCUCCAGUGUGGCUUCAUUGAGCAGUCUACGCUCCGAGUUCGAUCCUCAUGGCCCUGCUUCCUCGCAGAUCUCAGUCGCUACUCAGCCGAUUCGUGCCGAUACAAAUAUCGUGCGGAAGUCGAGCCAGCGCCGCCAUGCGCGCCAUAAUAGCUUCGCGCCUGGUCGUGGAUUUCUGGGAUUGAAGCUUGGAAAAAAGAACAAGUCUUGA